UAUGCGUGUGUGUAUCUGGCAUCGAUAACAUUUUUGUUGAAAGCAUUAUCUGGCAGCAACGCGAGGAAAAUAAACAUUAGUGGGUUGUCACCGAAUUCCAGGCGUUGAGUUAUAAUAUCUCGAGUUGUGAUCGCGAGCCCGGUCCCGCUACCGCCACCAUGUCCGCCUACUACAGCCAUUACGCGGGGGACAACUACGACGAUGAGUCCAUCGGCGACGACCGCAGUGAAGAAGACACGGACGACGCCAGCGAGACGGAGUUCCGCAGCCCCAGCCGCUACGGCGGCACCAAUGGCACCUCCAACACGAACAGCCUGGGCACCAACAGCGAAUUGAAGGAGCAGAUGUACCAGCACAAGCUGCUCAACCUGCAGAAGCAGAUGGAGGAACUGGGCCAGCUGGUGCACCCGGAGUACAUAAAGCGCGUGAAGAAGCUGGAUAACCAGCUGAAGGAGCGACGGCGCCUCAACGAGAUCUACAAGGAGUACAUGCGCGAGUGCGUCGAGCGGGACUACGUGCUGGAGAAGAAGGCCGCCCAGAAGGAGUACGACGAGAAGAUGAUGGACCUGAAGGACAACCUUAUCUCGGACUUUGAGGAUCGCAAGCGUCAGAUCGAGAACGAGCGCUUCAGCCUCGAGCUGACCAACGAUUCGAUGGAGAUCAAGACGACGGUCACCCGGAAGCUUCGGCGCCGGCCCAACGAGCCCCUGCCGGUGAUCGAGAAGCGACGCAAGCCGGCCACCGGGCAGCUGCUCGUCUACCAGCUGGACGACAAGGAGAUCGAGUCGGACUUGAAGAUCAUUCAGCGGGGCAAGCCGCUGGCCCCCACCGCCAUUUUGCAGCAGAACGGCAUUGGUUCCUAUGGCGGCGGCGGAGGUGGUGCUGGUUCCCAGCAGCAGCAGCCCAUGCACGGUCUUCUGGCCGAGCCGCCCGCCAACAGCGGCUACGUGGAGACCCGAAUCGAGGACAACAAGCUGUUGUACGAGCGCAGAUGGUUCUGCCGCGGCCAGCAGGUCUACGUGGAGGGCAAGGAGAUGAGCAAGUUUGCGGCCACCAUCACAGCCAUCGGCAACGAAGUGGUCUGGGUGAAGCGGACGAACGAGACCAAGGUCAAGAUCAACAUGUCGCACUUGGCGAAGGGCAAGAUCUCGAUAAAGCGACGAUAGCUCCGCCGAAGGGUCGGGCGCCUCCAAAGCAAGCCCGCCCCGCUAACUCAAUCAAGAUACACAUUUAAACAAAACUAGCCAUAAGUGCAAACGUAGUUGUACCCUAGGAUUACAUUUUACUUAACGAUUAUCACAGAUUGUAUAUAAUAAAACAAUAGUUAUUUUGUA
This is a messenger RNA of Drosophila biarmipes, 1334 nucleotides long. Its product is annotated as sin3 histone deacetylase corepressor complex component SDS3. The transcript has 4 exons. Gene Ontology annotation, molecular function: histone deacetylase binding. Gene Ontology annotation, cellular component: Sin3-type complex. NCBI's taxonomy places the organism in Eukaryota, Metazoa, Arthropoda, Insecta, Diptera, Drosophilidae. The record is from RefSeq and is a predicted model, not a curated record. Gene Ontology annotation, biological process: negative regulation of transcription by RNA polymerase II. The coding region runs from base 159 to 1166 and encodes 335 amino acids.